Haliotis rubra (blacklip abalone) is the source of this 1842-nucleotide messenger RNA. RefSeq names its product putative glutathione-specific gamma-glutamylcyclotransferase 2. Bases 52 to 837 code for a protein of 261 amino acids. Gene Ontology annotation, cellular component: cytoplasm. Gene Ontology annotation, biological process: glutathione catabolic process. Lineage: Eukaryota; Metazoa; Mollusca; Gastropoda; Lepetellida; Haliotidae. The transcript has 3 exons. The record is from RefSeq and is a predicted model, not a curated record. Gene Ontology annotation, molecular function: glutathione specific gamma-glutamylcyclotransferase activity; gamma-glutamylcyclotransferase activity.
AAUAGGUAUAUAAGAGCUAGGCAGUAUAUCUAGUAUCACCCGUCUUUAUUUAUGCUACAGUUUGUUUAUAUACCAGCUGUAUCACUGUUAUAUCGUAUACAUUCUACUCUACACACGAAGAUCGUCUUACCCCAGCUUGGAAGUACCUACAACAUGGACAUCACAUCACUUGAUUACCUGUUGCACAACAACCCAACCAUCUGGGUAUUCGGGUAUGGCUCGCUGCUAUGGAAACCAGACUUCGAAUAUUCUUCAAAGAAAAUAGGUUCCGUCAAAGGAUUUGUUCGAAGAUUUUGGCAGGGUAAUGCAACGCACAGAGGAACGCCAAGCCAGCCUGGACGUGUUGCAAACCUGGUCAAAUGCAAAGAGGGACGUUCUUGGGGUGUUGCCUACGAAAUCAAGGGGACUGAAUCAGUGACGAAAAUCUUAAAGUAUCUUAACCAUCGAGAGACACAGCUUGGUGGCUACACCACACUAGUGACUGAGUUCGAACCCAGGGAACCAGGGUCUAAACCAAUUAGUGUUCUUGUGUUCACAGUUACGGAGGAUAACCCAUACUAUCUGGGGGAAACGGACAUUCCUUCGAUGGCGAAGCAGAUAGUGAAUGCCAGGGGGGCUGCUGGGACAAAUGUUGAAUACGUCACCAAAAUUGCUGAUUACGUCAGACAUUACAUUCCCGAAGAUAAAGAUGACUAUCUUUUUACGAUAGAUCUAACGAUACGAAAACUUGUACGAGAAAUGGUUGGAUCUGAUGACAGUACUGAAUGGCAUUUUGACAUGCAUCGACAUAAUCUGUUGACAAGAGAGCCGAUCCCCGAGAUUGCCGCAGAGUCCUAGACAUUGGGGGUCAUGGUGAUAUCAUAUUAAUUUAUUCAUGCGGUUAACGGAGAGAGUGUGUCGACAGGAAUUUUAAUCCACAUGGUCCUCUGUCUUGCCGGUGCAUACGGGCUGAUAUGCAAUGUUGCAAUUAUGUAAACCUUAUCUAUAUUCCGAAAUGCAUUUGGUUGAAGGGAUUAUUUGCUAUGGAAUUUGCUUUGUGCAUGUUAUGUAAACGUAAAGGUUCAUUUGUAUAUGUAUACCACGUCAAUGCCUUUACACGAUUGGAUGCAUGGAACUGCAUUAUCAUCGUCAUGAUCAUGAUCAUCAUCAUCAUCAUCUAUUAACGAUAUGUUUGUGCGACAAGACACGCUCCUAUGACAAAUAUCAAACGCUUAUACAAAUGAUUAUCGAAACACCUCACCAAGCUGAACCAAGCAUCACUACCCCACCGAUUAAUGAUGUUGCAUACUGUGCCAAAGUUCAAUAACGGGUCUCACCGGUGUCUUUCAAUGGACGUUUCCAAAAAUAUUCAACAAAGACGUAUUCAAUAUACUCCUCACAAAAUUUCAUCCAUGGAGGUUGACAUGUACGUCUUUCAUUGUACGUUGUUCCGUGACCUACCCCUAUACUAUCCGAGCUUAUACUGCUCGCAUGUUUAUCACAGCAUCUCACUCGACCAUCUAUUGUCUUGUUUUAUACUAUGUAUGAUUACAAUGGGUUUGAUCUUGAUCUUAAUGUUCACAGUGAAAUCUCUCGGAUUAAUAAAAUACCGGAUUUCUCAGUUAAAUCACCCGGAUUCUCAAAAUACCGGAUUAACGAAUCAAAGUUACUUUGUAUAUAAUGGUUCCCAACAGUACUCGUCUGGUUUAGGGGUUUUCCGGGGUCUGUGGAGGUUUCACUGUAUUGUAUGUGCUGGGCAGUACUUAUAGCCACCAUAUUAACUUGCGUGUAUGCGCAUCGUUGUUCUUUCUUCAUGUAAUUGGCAUUUCUAUUGAUGCUCAAUAAAUACGUUUUUCGGCGAGA